This is a messenger RNA of Medioppia subpectinata, 537 nucleotides long. The record is from the annotation of a GenBank genome assembly. NCBI's taxonomy places the organism in Eukaryota, Metazoa, Arthropoda, Arachnida, Sarcoptiformes, Oppiidae.
UGCUACAAGAAGUACGAGCCCGAGAAAGUGUAUUACUAUGUGCUGCGAGUGGAUCGUCAGUUCCAACCCGACCCGAGUUAUAUUCACAGAACUUAUCGCGAAUUUAUUGAAUUUAACGAAAAACUUAACAAUUUCUAUCCGUUGGCGAAGUUUCACGUAUUGCCGCGUUCUUCGAAUCUGAUUCGUGGCAAUACUCGAGAUGCGGCCCUUCAGAGGAUGCAUGACAUCAGCCUUUUUCUCAAAGGACUCAUGCUUUUGGCCCACGAGAUAUCGCACGCAGACAUUGUCUACACGUUCUUUCAUCCUCUACUCAGAGACCAGGAGGGCGUCAAUGAGACCACCAUUAGUAUUGCUUCGCCGCCAGGUAACUCAAUGUCCAACAGUUCCCAAGCGAUGUCCCGACGCGACACACUCUAUGGGCCCGCAAUCGCAGGUCAGGUGAAGCUGUCGAUAGUCUAUAAGAACAUGUCAUUAGUGAUAAUGAUAAUGCACGCCAAGAAUCUGGUGUCGAGUCGGUCGACUGCUCCCGAUUCUUAU